Zalophus californianus (California sea lion) is the source of this 2491-nucleotide messenger RNA. It is a transcript of the gene HSD17B12, whose product is annotated as hydroxysteroid 17-beta dehydrogenase 12. The record is from RefSeq and is a predicted model, not a curated record. Gene Ontology annotation, molecular function: oxidoreductase activity. Gene Ontology annotation, cellular component: endoplasmic reticulum. Lineage: Eukaryota; Metazoa; Chordata; Mammalia; Carnivora; Otariidae. The coding region runs from base 208 to 1146 and encodes 312 amino acids. The transcript is spliced from 11 exons.
UCAGCCAGUGGCUGACGCACUACGCACAGCGGGAACGCUAGAUCACCAAUGGCGGCACGGAUAUGGCGCCGCGGGCGGGGUUUAGGCCGAAAGAGGCGCCGGGGCAGCGCCUGUUAGUGUCGUCCUCACCGUCACGGCGGGCGCCUCUUCCUGGAUUCAUUCAUUCGUUUUUGCAUUCACGAAGGUAGUAAGGCCUAGUUGAAAGCCAUGGAGAGCGCUUUUCCUGCCGCCGGCUUCUUGUACUGGGUAGGCGCAGGCACCGUGGCCUACGUGGCCCUGCGCAUCUCGUACUUGCUCUUCACGGCCCUUCGGGUCUGGGGUUUGAGUCACGAGGCCGGGGUCGGACCCAGGCUCGGAGAAUGGGCAGUUGUCACAGGUGGUACUGAUGGAAUUGGAAAAUCAUAUGCAGAAGAGUUAGCGAAACAUGGAAUGAAGAUUGUCCUUAUCAGCAGAUCACAGGAUAAACUGAAUCAAGUUUCCAGUGAAAUAAGAGAAAAAUUCAAAGUGGAAACAAGGACCAUUGCUGUUGACUUUGCAUCAGAAGAUAUUUAUGAUAAAAUUAAAACAAGCUUGGCAGGUCUUAAAAUUGGUGUUUUAGUGAACAAUGUGGGAAUGUCAUAUGAGUAUCCCGAAUACUUUUUGGACGUUCCUGACUUGGACAACACCAUCAAGAAUCUGAUAAAUAUUAAUGUUCUUUCUGUUUGUAAGAUGACACGAUUGGUGCUGCCCGGUAUGGUGGAAAGAUCUAAAGGGGCAAUUCUGAACAUUUCCUCUGCCAGUGGCAUAGCCCCAGUUCCACUGUUGGCCAUCUACUCUGCAACCAAGGCUUUUGUGGAUUUCUUCUCUCAGUGCCUCCAUGAGGAAUAUAAGAGCAAGGGCAUCUUUGUGCAGAGUGUCCUGCCGUACUUCGUAGCUACAAAGCUGUCGAAAAUCCGAAAGCCAACUCUGGAUAAGCCAUCUGCAGAGACGUACGUGAAGUCUGCAAUGAGAACGGUGGGCUUGCAGUCCCGAACCACCGGAUACCCGGUCCAUUUUCUUAUGGGCUCAAUACUUUCAAUUAUGCCUACCUGGCUGUAUUUUAAAAUGACCAUGAUUUUUGUCAAGUCCACGCGGGCUCGCUAUAUGAAGAAAGCCAAGAAGAACUAAGCAUUGGUAACUGCCCUGAGUAGCUUGGCCAGCGGUGCCGGCCUACGCGUGUUUACGGCAAGGCACCCACCUCUCUCCAAAGUCUGCGGUUGUCAUUUUAUCAGUUACUAAUAAGGCUAAAUGUUGUCAUAAUUGGGACGAAAGCAAAGUUGCCUUUAGGAGUUCUGGCCAUAUAUUUUGAAUACUGCCAGGAGUUAUUUUGAAGUUUAAUAUAAAUGUUCCUAUCAAAUGGACAUAGGACUAAUGCUAGCAAGAACAGUGUAAUCAGAAGGAACAUGAUUUUGGCAAAUCACAGAAUGAUUGAGUCAGACAUAAUGCUUCAGUGGUUUCAUUUGGCCCAAAAAUGCCAAUGAUGAUGGUUCUUGUAUUUUCUCUGAAUUAUACUUUAAAAAGUAAUGGCCAGCUACUCUUUUUGUUUGUUAUUAACACUUCGAGGGAGUGGAGAUUAAUUGAUUCCCUAAUGGGAGGACACACUGUAAUACGCAUCGCUAUGAGGUUUUCUAAAAGUAUGUCCCAGUUUGUACAUUUAUGUGGAAAUUUUGUUCUCAAAGGUAGCUGAUGGCAUAAAAAUAAUACACGAAAUAUGGAGUUACUUUUGACACAUGAAGCCCACUAAUACAUGCUUUCCUCUAACACAUAUUUCUUCUCAGUUUCAAUGCGUGUAAAUACUGAAAGCUAUAUGGUAUGAUUUAUAAAGGUAAAUGGACUAAAAAAUACAUUGAGAUGAGCAGCCACCUACAGUGCCACUAAAUCCCUGACCCAGGAGAGUGGCCUGCUUGAACCCCAGCCUCCUUUGUUUCUGUACUACAUCAAUCCUGUUCACAUAUGUGACUGCAGGCUUUUCCUAAAACAGUAAUGAUAAUGGAGAAGUGAUAAAUCGAUACCCUGUAGAUAACAAUCUGACUAGUUUUAAUAAAAAGUGAUUUAACCGCAGUGAUGAUUGAAAAUGUAUUUCUUCGGUGCUUGAAAUUAAGGCUGUUUUUACACUGGCUUACUAUAAGUGAAGACUUAUUUUUAUCCUCCUCCAUAACUUGUUUGAGGGAAAUCACCAAGAAAUAAUUCAGUAUUGUGAGACAUGUAACACGGAAGGUAGGUAGGUCUUUACCGAGGCUGUGGUUCCUAAGCUCUGAGUUUUAAACACCAGGAGAUUUGUUUAAAAAAAAAAAAAAGUAAUUGCAGUGUUUAGGUGUUUCUAGCUUUUAGUUUUGCCAGCUAAGGACAUAAAACAAAAACAGGAAGAUCCAUUAGCAUCAUUACAUAGAAGAAAAGACAUUUUAGCACCCAAAAAUUAAGAACAUAAUCUCAGAAUCAUUUAAACUGAAUAAACGUAGUUUUAUGAAAAACA